AUGGAAAAUUAUGAAACUCUAUUCGAGAGCAUGAUAUUAGAAGAUGAUAACGCAUAUGACAUAAUAAAAAAAUGUGAAGAAAAAAAAAUAAAAAAAAUUUUGUACAAAUCAAUACAUGACCCGAACAUACUACCAAGUUAUUCAACAUUUAAUUUAAGAGGAAAACGCUACAACAUUUCUAACCUAUCAGGAGAGUCUAUUAAAAAAAUAGAGAAACAGAAAAAAGUAAAAGAAUUACAAAUAAGCUAUGAAAAAAAGUUGUUAAAAAAAGGAGAAAAAAAUCAAAUAAUACCUUCUUUAAAUGAAAUAAAAAAAGUCAACCCAACCUUAUUAACAGUUAAAAAAAAAAAAAAAAAAUUUAAGGAUGCAUUACCAGAUAGAAAUGAUGUACCGCUAAUGAAUAUAACCGCAGAUGUUGAUUACAUAUAUGAUAAUGCUGUUCAGAUAAUUAAUUCAAAGCCUGUCCAAAUAAAAAAGAAGGAAGGAAAAAAAUUCUUAUAUGAAAACCCAUUGACGAAAGAAGAUUAUGGAAAAGUUAGUGCAUACCUUAUAAAUAUAAAACAUGAGUUAAAAGAAAAGGAAAAUUUGAAAAAACAAGAUAUUAUUGAUGAAGAAAAAAUAGCCGCUGAAUUACAAGUUAAAAAGACAAAAUUGUUAACUGAACUUAAAAAUAAAUAUAAUGAAAUUAAUAAGGAAUACCUAAAAAUAUCCCAUGUUGUUGAUAUUAAUUCAAUUAGGAAAUUGAAAAAAAAAGACAAUUAUGAAAAACAGUUAAAUCAGUUAGAAAAGGACAUUCAAAAACUAGAAAAACAAAUGUAUUGA
Plasmodium gonderi is the source of this 822-nucleotide messenger RNA. RefSeq lists its product as hypothetical. Gene Ontology annotation, molecular function: calmodulin binding. The record is from RefSeq and is a predicted model, not a curated record. The transcript has a single exon. NCBI's taxonomy places the organism in Eukaryota, Apicomplexa, Aconoidasida, Haemosporida, Plasmodiidae. Bases 1 to 822 code for a protein of 273 amino acids.